Molecule: messenger RNA, 1044 nt
Organism: Ochlerotatus camptorhynchus
Lineage: Eukaryota; Metazoa; Arthropoda; Insecta; Diptera; Culicidae
Product: putative odorant receptor 83c
Exons: 4
Coding region: 1-1044 (347 amino acids)
Biological process (GO): detection of chemical stimulus involved in sensory perception of smell; sensory perception of smell
Cellular component (GO): plasma membrane
Molecular function (GO): odorant binding; olfactory receptor activity
Source: RefSeq, a predicted model, not a curated record
AUGACGUUCUUUACUUGCUUGAGUUUGCUAUCGUUCAUUCUGUUCACUGGAUACACGGUCUAUCUUCAUUGGGGCGAUUGGUUUCAAGUGAUCGAAACAUUGUCCUUGGUAGGUAUGGGAUCCUCGUCUCUGGUAAAAGCGUACAGCGGACUGAUGAAUUCCGAUUUCUAUCGAGGAAACUAUCGGCGACUGACAGCUUUGUAUCGAAACAAUGGCAAACACAAGAAGAACAACCGCCAACUGGUGUACUGGGGUGUCUUGAUCGACUACGCAUACUGGUUUUUCCUGGCGAUUUUCAUUUCUGGUAGCUUCGGCUUUCUGAUCAUUCCCAUGUACACAUACAUUCGCUUUAACGAGCGAUUGUUGUUGAUAAAUUUGCACAUUCCUGGAAUCGAUACGGAUACAAGCCUUGGUUAUGCCGUCACUACUGCAUACCACCUAAUGCUGUUGGGUUUGGCUGUGGCAGGAAUCCUUGUCGCUGACCUUGCAGUCAUCAUUGUCAUUGGACAUGUUGCGGGAAUCACAGAUGUUUUCAAAAAUGCUUUGAACGAGCUGGAUCAGUUGCUAGAGACGAAUGACAGGAACGCUGAACAGAUUCGGAAAAAACUCCUGGAAGUGUGUGUCAUUCAUCAGGAAAUCAUCACCUACGAAGAGGAUUUGGAUGCGGCCCAUGGAGCCAUUGUCUUCGUCCAAGUGCUUUCAUCAGUGGCUUGUAUUGCGCUGUCGUUGUUUAAUUUCUACAUGACUCUGAAUAUAGGCAUUCUGACGUUCCUGGCGAUGGCCUUUUUCCAAUUGUUGCAAUAUUGUGUCAUGGGUACCAUUUUGACGAUUAAGAACGAUGAAAUUAUGCUGGCCUUGGGUGAUACUCGAUGGUAUUAUCUUCCGUGUGAGAUGCAAAAAAUGAUGGGUUUCAUGUUGCAACGAUCGCAGAACGCAGUUGAGAUGACGAUCGGUGGAAUAUCUCUGCUUAACAUGGAAACGUUCGUAGAGAUCAUAAAAAAGAUCUACUCGUACUCAGCAAUGUUGAUGCAGUUUCUGGAAUAA